Messenger RNA from Aspergillus calidoustus, 1487 nucleotides. The record is from the annotation of a GenBank genome assembly. NCBI's taxonomy places the organism in Eukaryota, Fungi, Ascomycota, Eurotiomycetes, Eurotiales, Aspergillaceae.
AUGGAGAGUUCCGUGAAGUACAGAGUCUCGUUUCUCGACCUCCCGCCCGAGUUGCUAGACGAGGUCUGUUCCGAUAUCUCGCUAGCCGAGCACAGAUCUCUACGUCUCGCCUGUCGGUAUCUCUACUCGGGCACGAUGCAUUCCUACUACACCAAGGCGUUGCGCAUCACAAAGACAACCCUCAGGCCCAAAUCCCUCAAGCGUCUGGAAUGGAUCGUCGCGGAUGCAGGACGCGCGGCAUACGUGAGGGAACUACAUUUUGUCGACGUGCUUCGCCUCAAGAUUCGCCGUGAGAAGCUCUGGUACUUUAAUGAGCCUUGCCGAGCUGUGGUUCCGCAAUACGCGUCGCAGAGGCUCCAGAAUGCUGUGCGCGGCCUUCCAAAUUGCGACUCGUUUUCGUUUCUGCAUAUAGAACGCAUCUCGAGCUCCGCUCGGUCAUAUGACGCGCCAUCUAUUGCAGCUGCACUUGGCAUCAUCCUCGCCGCUCUUGCAGACUCUGGAAGGAAGAUCAGGGAACUCAGGUUCGACACGGCCGGUGAGUUGUACAGUGCAUUGAUGCCCUUUAUCAAGAUGGACCCGGUCGGAUCUCCGUGUGCUCCGGACCUUUGGUCGAACCUGGAGAGCCUAAACCUUGGUGUGGUGGGGCCGGAGGGUACGCUGCCGGCCGUCAACUUCCCCUUGCACAUCCUGCCAUGUGCGGCAAAUCUGCGCAAGCUGACUCUGCACCUUAACUAUAACAACCACGUCGAGGGCGUCCCCGAGCUUCUGGAGUUGCUCUUCACCACUACAUACCCCUUCCGCCUCGAGAGCCUAGUGCUUUACAGGACGGACGGCAUCGGGAGUGAGUCGCUAAGCAGAUUCCUCCACACGCACUCGCAAACCCUCCGCCAGAUCCGCUUCAGCAGCGUCGGUCUCAGCCACGGAUCCUGGAUGCCCAUCCUUGAGUCCCUCGCUAUCCCGCGCGGAUUCCCCGCCCUGCGAGAUCUCUGCCUGGACGGACUCUUCCAGACUGGCCCCGGCAACACCGGAAUCCUCGACUUUUCCAAGGCCAUGCAGGAUCAACCUGAGGAUGCAACGGGCGGGCACCAGGUCAAGCUCGCUCAUAACACCCGUGAUCGGCAUUCCUGGGCUGAGGAAAGCAUUUGCUACGCGGGGCCCAGGAUGGAUAUUGCACUCAGGAGAAUUGCCGACGGUGCUGUUGUUGAUUGAGGUGUCGUGAGAUAGGAGGUCGACAUAGUUUCUGUUAAUUUACAUCUCGAUAGCGGAGAUAUAGGCUGGUUCGAAGCUGGUGUGGCCGCAGAAAUUCUCUUAUACUGAGAUCUCUUCUCUGAAAAUACGCGUCAUGGCUCUGCUAAACAAUACUAUUAUCUCUACGUAAUGUCUUUUUGUCUCAUCCACGCCAUGACCCUCUCAGAGCGAACCACUGCUUUUGUAUACACAUGUAGAUAAGGCUUAUUUAUAAUCCACAAACUAGAGUUAUCUAACAC